Aspergillus japonicus CBS 114.51 is the source of this 671-nucleotide messenger RNA. RefSeq lists its product as uncharacterized. The transcript has a single exon. Lineage: Eukaryota; Fungi; Ascomycota; Eurotiomycetes; Eurotiales; Aspergillaceae. Bases 148 to 612 code for a protein of 154 amino acids. The record is from RefSeq and is a predicted model, not a curated record.
CUGCAAUAUCAUCAUACCACCGGAUUAAGCGGCAUUCCCCGGAUGUCUUGCCAACUAGACUACAUAGUACCUUUGAAGUGUCAUCAUCAUCAUCAUUAUCGUCAUCGUCAUCUUCAGCGCAACCCGGGGGGGGAAAGGGGGAGGACAAUGGAAUCCCUUCCUCGAACAAAGAAUUCCAGAACGUCUGCGUAUAAGAAAAAUGAAGGAAGGGGGGAAAAGGAAGGAAGGGCAAAGGUUCCUGGAUCAGUCAAAAACAUGGAAAGGGAAUCAAAUGAAGCAUGCUUCCCCUCCCUCUCCCGCAUACUGUUUCCGUCUCCGUUCCAUAACUUUUGGUAUACCAGAACUCAGCUCAGCUGCCAGUAUCUGAUCCUCUCAUCUCAUAAUGAAAGUGUGACAUUCAGUUCCAGCCACUCCCGCCCAUACCCUCUCUAUCCGUGCACGUCCCCCUUUUUCACCUUAUCCUCGUCACUCCCAACCUUUGCAAUCACCGACCUCAUCAACCCAAAGGAUGUUGCGAUCACGAAGCAAGCAAAAUCAAGGAUUUCAGUCAUUGUUUAUCGUCUCAUCUUACCGUUGCCCGGCGCGGUCGCAUCCAUUACCGGGGAAGGUUAAAGUCGGUUUUAAGAAUAGAUGGACGGACGGCCGGGGGGGGGGGGAGGAGGAAACAAAGG